AUGGCGAUGCUUUUCAUUGAGUGCGAAGGAGUCAGCGUCAUCCCACAACUUAGGGAAGAUGUUUUCGCGACUGGAUUUCGAAGGUUGAACGAUAGACGCCAGAGAAGUAAAGUGAUUUAUCGAUUUUUCAUAGCCGUCAGUCUGAUUUGGAUCACAUCCCGAAUGGCCUGGUUCCUAUUAUCGUUGAUAACUCGAGAGCCUUUGGCCUGUGAGGUUCGCGCUCAGUCGCAUGUUGUAGGCGUGUUAUCUGAAUUUUCGAGGUGGUUGAUGCUUGGUUUAAAUACCCGCAUGUUAAAAAAAGUCUUGAUCGUUUGUUCAUCACCCAGAGUCCCUUGGACGUCAUCUAAACCACAUGUCUUACGGGGACUGAUACCAAUUGCUUUGGCUGGAUCGAAAGGAUAUCUGCAAUAUCCUCCAGCUGAGCUCAAGACCAGCUCGAUUCAAAUAUUCGCUGUGAAAAACAAGCCAUUUGUUGGCUAA
Molecule: messenger RNA, 480 nt
Organism: Puccinia graminis f. sp. tritici CRL 75-36-700-3
Lineage: Eukaryota; Fungi; Basidiomycota; Pucciniomycetes; Pucciniales; Pucciniaceae
Exons: 4
Coding region: 1-480 (159 amino acids)
Source: RefSeq, a predicted model, not a curated record